Molecule: messenger RNA, 366 nt
Organism: Triticum dicoccoides
Lineage: Eukaryota; Viridiplantae; Streptophyta; Magnoliopsida; Poales; Poaceae
Product: zinc finger protein 3-like
Exons: 1
Coding region: 1-366 (121 amino acids)
Biological process (GO): negative regulation of abscisic acid-activated signaling pathway
Source: RefSeq, a predicted model, not a curated record
AUGGAACGAGCGAGCAACGACAGCGCACACGGCGAUGAGCUCAGCCUUGAGCUUACCCUGGCCGCCGAGGCGCCGGCGCCUGGCACACCGGACGACUUCUUCCUCUGCAUCCACUGCGACCGCAAGUUCCGCGGCUCGCAGGCGCUCGGCGGCCACCAGAACGCGCACAAGCAAGAGCGUGCCAUCGCCAAGCGCCGGCGAGAAGCUGCCGCGGCAGCCACCCGCACACAGGAAUCAAGGUCAAAGAAGGCGGGGAGGCAUGCUGCUACUGCUACUCGGAUGCCCGAGCCUGCAGAGGGAAAGCAGGGCGGGAGCUCGUCCAUGUGUGGCGACGACGAUGAGGUGGACUUGUCUCUCCGGCUAUAA